Messenger RNA from Coregonus sp. 'balchen', 17623 nucleotides. NCBI's taxonomy places the organism in Eukaryota, Metazoa, Chordata, Actinopteri, Salmoniformes, Salmonidae. The record is from the annotation of a GenBank genome assembly.
AUGGGCUACGACGUCACCCGGUUCCAGGGGGAAGUGGAUGAGGACUUGCUGUGCCCCAUCUGCAGUGGAGUCCUAGAGGAGCCUGUGCAGGUCAGUGACGUACACUUCUCCACAUCAUUUCAGCCAUUGGAUUGCAUUUCAGUCACUGAAAAAGCAGGAAUUGUCAGUGUUGUAAAUUCAGUUCAAUUUCAGUGAAAAAGGAUCCAGUACUUGUCAACUCAUUGACCACACACCAUCUGUGCCAUUUCAGUCUAAGUUUUUGCUAACUUCUCAAAUGUUUCAGUCUUAUAGGCUGUGCAGGCCAUUUAUUUUGUAGUGCUAAAAAGGUGAUUAUAAUCAGGAUUUUUCGAGCCCUGGAUGUUGAUUGGCUGAAAGCCAUGAUAUACAGUGCAUUCGGAAAGUAUUCAGACCCCUUGCCUUUUUCCACAUUUUGUUACGUUACGUUACAGCCUUAUUCUAAAAUUGAAUAAAUCGUUUUUUCCACUCAUCAAUCUACACACAAUAUCCCAUAAUGACAAAGCAAAACCAGGUUUUUAGAAAUGUUAGCAAAUUUUGGGCCUCCCGAGUGGCGGAGCGGUCUAAGGCACUGUAUCGCAGUGCUUGAGGCAUCACUACAGAACCGGGUUCGAUCCCAGGCUGCGACCGGGAGACCCAUGAAGCGGCGUGCAACUGGCCCAGCGUCGUCCGGGUUAGGGAAGGGUUUGGCCGGCCGGGAUGUCCUUGUUCCAUCGCGCUCUAGCGACUCCUGUGGCGGGCCGGGCGCAUGCACGCUGAGCGGCUUGGCAGGGUCGUGUUUCGGAGGACGCAUGGCUCUCGACCUUCGCCUCUCCCGAGUCAGUACGGGAGUUGCAGUGAUGGGACAAGACUGUAACUACUAAUUGGAUAUCCCGGAAUUGGGGAGAAAAACUAGAAGAAGAAAAAAAUGUUUUGAAAUGUAUAAAAAACUCCAAACUGAAAUAUCACAUUUAAAUUUUUUUAAAUACAUUUGCAAACAUUUAUUUUUGUGAUAUCCAAUUGGUAGUUACAGUCUACUCAGUACUUUGUUGAAGCGAUUACAGCCUCGAGUCUUCUUGGGUAUGACGCUACAAGCUUGGCACACCUGUAUUUGGGGAGUUUCUCCCAUUCAUCCCUGCAGAUCCUCUCAAGCUCUGUCAGGUUGGAUGGGGAGUGUCGCUGCACAGCUAUUUUCAGGUCUUUCCAGAGAUGUUCGAUAGGGUUCAAGUCCAGGCUCUGGCUGGGCCACUCAAGGACAUUCAGAGACUUGUCCCGAAGCCACUCCUGCAUUGUCUUGGCUGUUUGCUUAGGGUCAUUGUCCUGUUGGAAGGUGAACCUUCGCCACAGUCUGAGGUCCUGAGGGCUCUGGAGCAGGUUUUCAUCAAGGAUCUCUCUGUACUUUGCUCCGUUCAUCUUUCCCUCGAUCCUGAUUAGUCUCCCUGCCGCUGAAAAACAUCCCCACAGGAUGAUGUUGCCACCACCAUGCUUCACCGUAGGGAUGGUGCCAGGUUUCCUCCAGACGUGACGCUUGGCAUUCAGUCCAAAGAGUUCAAUCUUGGGUUUCAUCAGACCAGAGAAUCUUGUUUCUCAUGGUCUGAGAGUCCUUUAGGUGCCUUUUGGCAAACUCCAAGCGGGCUGUCGUGCUUUUUACUGAGGAGUGGCUUCCGUCUGGCAACUCAGAUUGGUGGAGUGCUGCAGAUAUGGUUGUCCUUCUGGAAGUUUCUCCCAUUUUCACAGAGGAACUUUGGAGCUCUGUCAGAGUGACCAUCGGGUUCUUGGUCACCUCCCUGACCAAGGCCCUUCUCCCCCUGAUUGCUCAGUUUGGCCGGGCGGCCAGCUCUAGGAAGUGUCUUGGUGGUUCCAAACUUCUUCCAUUUAAGAAUGAUGGAGGUCACUGUGUUCUUGGGGACCUUCAAUGCUGCAGAAUUUUUUUUGUACCCUUCCCCAGAUCUGUGCCUCAACACAAUCCGGUCUUGGAGCUUUACGGACAAUUCCUUCGACCUCAUGGCUUGGUUUUUGCUCUGACAUGUACUGUCAACUGUGGGACCUUAUAUAGACAGGUUUGUGCCUUUCCAAAUCAUGUCCAAUCAAUUGAAUUUAACACAGGUGGACUCCAAUCAAGUUGUAGAAACAUCUCAAGGAUGAUCAAUGGAAACAGGAUGCACCUGAGCUCAAUUUCGAGUCUCAUAGCAAAGGGUCUGAAUACUUAUUUAAGUAAGGUAUUUCUGUUUUUUAUUUUUUAUUAAUUUGCAAAACAUUUAUAAACUUGUUUUCACUUUGUCAUUAUAGGGUAUUGUGUGUAGAGCGGCAGGUAGCUUAGUGGUUAAGAGCGUUGUGCCAGUAACCGAAAGGUCGCUGGUUCUAAUCCCCGAGCCGACUAGGUGAAAAAUCUGUCGGUGCCCUUGAGCAAUGCACUUAACCCUAAUUGCUCCUGUAAGUCGCUCUGGAUAAGAGCAUCUGCUAAAUGACUAAAAUGUAAAUGUAAAAUAUUGAUGAGGGGAAAAAAACAAUUUAAUCCGUUUUAGAAAAAGGCUGUAACUUAAUAAUGUGGAAAAAAGUCAAGGUGUCUGAAUACUUUCCGACUACACUGUACAUGCUAUAUACAUUUUACGGAUACAAUAUAUUUUACAAUAGUUAUUUUUGUUUGUUUUUAGUCCCAUCCUUCAGCUACCCUCAACCCAUCCCAUCUGUCUCUGAACACCAUCCAGUUUAAAUGUCUAUUUACCAUAUAUUUUAACUGUGCGGUGAUAUUUCACAGUUCUGAAUCUUUUUAAACUCAGCAAAAAAAGAAACGUCCCUUUCACAGGACCCUGUCUUUCAAAGAUGAUUAGUAAAAAUCAAAUAACUUCACAGAUCUUCAUUGUAAAGGGUUGCAACAUGCUUUCCCAUGCUUGUUCAAUGAACCAUAAACAAUUAAUGAACAUGCACGUGUGGAAAAGGUCGUUAAGACACUAACAGCUUACAGACGGUAGGCAAUUAAGGUCACAGUUAUGAAAACUUAGGACACUAAAGAGGUCUUUCUACUGACUCUGAAAAACACCAAAAGAAAGAUGCCCAGGGUCCCUGCUCAUCUGCGUGAACGUGCCUUAGGCAUGCUGCAAGGAGGCAUGAGGACUGCAGAUGUGACCGGGGCAAUAAAUUGCAAUGUCCGUACUGUGAGACGCCUAAGACAGCGCUACAGGGAGACAGGACGGACAGCUGAUCGUCCUUGCAGUGGCAGACCACGUGUAACAACACCUGCACAGGAUCGGUACAUCCGAGCAUCACACCUGCGGGACAGGUACAGGAUGGCAACAACAACUGCCUGAGUUACACCAGGAACGCACAAUCCCUCCAUCAGUGCUCAGACUGUCCGCAAUAGGCUGAGAGAGGCUGGACUGAGGGCUUGUAGGCCUGUUGUAAGGCAGGUCCUCACCAGACAUCACCGGCAACAACGUCGCCUAUGGACACAAACCCACCGUUGCUGGACCAGACAGGACUGGCAAAACGUGCUCUUCACUGACAAGUCGCGGUUUUGUCUCACCAGGGGUGAUGGUCGGAUUCGCGUUUAUCGUCAAAGGAAUGAGCGUUACACCGAGGCCUGUACUCUGGAGCGGGAUCGAUUUGGAGGUGGAGGGUCCGUCAUGGUCUGGGGCAGUGUGUCACAGCAUCAUCGGACUGAGCUUGUUGUCAUUGCAGGCAAUCUCAAAGCUGUGCGUUACAGGGAAGACAUCCUCCUCCCUCAUGUGGUACCCUUCCUGCAGGCUCAUCCUGACAUGACCAUCCAGCAUGACAAUGCCACCAGCCAUACUGCUCGUUCUGUGCGUGAUUUCCUACAAGACAGGAAUGUCAGUGUUUUGCCAUGGCCAGCGAAGUGCACGGAUCUCAAUCCCAUUGAGCACGUCUGGGACCUGUUGGAUCGGAGGGUGAGGGCUAGGGCCAUUCCCCCCAGAAAUGUCUGGGAAUUUGCAGGUGCCUUGGUGGAAUAGUGGGGUAACAUCUCACCGCAAUAACUGGCAAAUCUGGUGCAGUCCAUGAGGAGGAGAUGCACUGCAGUACUUAAUGCAGCUGGUGGCCACACCAGGUACUGACUGUUUACGUUUGAUUUUGACCCCCCCCUUUUGUUCAGGGACACAUUAUUCCAUUUCUGUUAGUCACAUGUCUGUGGAACUUGUUCAGUUUAUGUCUGUUGUUGAAUCUUAUUAUGUUCAUACAAAUAUUUACACAUGUUAAGUUUGCGGAAAAUAAACGCAGUUGACAGUGAGAGGACGUUUCUUUUUUUGCUGAGUUUGCUAAGAGUAUUAUUAUAUUAUUGAUUGAUUUGACUAUGACGUUUUAAAUCACCCAGCAGUGCUAUUUGCAGAGUUAGCUCCAGGUAAAUGUUGCAAUUCUUCAGCCAUUCCUGAACCUGCAACCAAAAACAAGCUACAUAUGGACAGUACCAAAACAAAUGAUAUAAUGAUUCUGUGUCUUCUCAGAAAAAUCUGCAGGGCUGGGAUGGUUGUAACCCCCAUAUAUAUAACAUCAUAUUGGUUGCUAGGAAUUUUUUAUUAUAAUUUACAUUUAAAAACUUACACAAAACGAAGCUGUAUUCAAAACGUAUCAGUUCAUAAACCAUGUUCCAUGGAAUCAGUACAUCAAAAAUCUCUUCCCAUCUAAACUGAACAAAAAUAUAAAGGCAAAAUGCAACAAUUUCAACGAUUUUAUAGAGUUACAGUUCAUAUAAGGAAAUCAGUCAAUUGAAAUAAAAUCAUAAGGCCCUAAUCUAUGGAUUUCACAUGACUGGGUAAGGGCGCUGCCAUGGGUGGGCCUGGCUCCCCAGUGGGUGGACCUAUGUCCUCCCAGGCCCAUGAACAGCCAAUCAGAAUACAUUUUUUUUUACCACAAAAGGGCUUUAUUACAUACAAAUACUCCUCAGUUUCAUCAGCUGUCCGGGUGGCUGGUCUCAGACGAUCCCGCAGGUGAAGAAGCCAGUGUGGAGGUCCUGGGCUGGUGUGGUAAACGUGGUCUGUGGUUGUGAUGCCGGUUGGACGUACUGCCAAAUUAUCUAAAACGAUUUAUGGUAGAGAAAUUAACAUUCAAUUCUCUGGCAACAGCUCUGGUGGACAUUCCUGCAGUAAGCAUGCCAAUUGCACGCUCCCUCAAAACUUGAGACAUCUGUGACAAAACUGCACAUUUUAGAGUGGCCUUUUAUUGUCCCCAGCACAAGGUGCACCUGUGUAAUGAUCAUGCUGUUUAGUCAGCUUCUUGAUAUGCCACACCUGUCAGGUGGAUGGAUUAUCUUGGCAAAGGAGAAAUGCUCACUUUUUGUGUUAAAAAUAUGAGAGAAAUAAGCUUUUUAUGUGUAUGGAACAUUUCUUGGAUCUUUUAUUUCAUCUCAUGAAACAUGGGACCAACACUUCACGUUAUUAUUAUUAUUAUUAUUAUAUUUUUGUUCAGUAUAUUUUGCAAUCGAUAUAGCACAGCUAUCAAUUUUUUGGUCCUUAAAUUAAGCUGGUAUACUUUUUAUUUUAUUUAUCACAAAUUCAGAGCCGACAGACAAGUUCCUUACUUUCUCCCCCUUCCACUUGCCUCUUCCAUUUUUGCGGUAAUGCUGCAAUUAGCCCAACAGCCCUUAGCCUUAGUAUAUUGGCCAUAUACCACACCCCCUCUGGCUUUAUUGCUUAAUUAUCAUAUUUUCCGCAGUGCUCUUGCCGCUAUACUGUUCUUGUAUUUCUGUAUACGGUAUAUCACUGGACUUGUAAUUUGAUUCUCUGAUGAAGCUCCAGUGAUGAUGAUUCAAUGCUAGUGAAAGGUGAAAGCGAUUAGACAUGAGAAUAGCCCCAUCAUGGCCAGGAAGGAGAUGGGCAGAGAGAGGGAGAGAAAGGACAGGGAGGAGAGCUAACAGGGCGAUCGGUUUUCAGAGAGAUGCAGUGUCAGCAAGGGGAGAGUGGAGAGGACAGGAGAGAGAGAGAAGAGAGGAGAGGACAGGAGGGACAGAGAGACAGAGAGAGAGAGAGAGAGCGAGAGAGAGGAGAGGGAGGGAGAGAGGGAGAGAGAGAAGACAGGAGUGAGGGAAGAAGGCAAUUUGGAGAGAUGAGCUCUGCAUGAAAAUCUGUCCAUUCUUUUUAAAGAUUAGUAAAUGUGCCUAAUGUUUGUAGUGUAGGCACUAGGGAUAGAAUAAGUGAGUGGGGAUGCUUAGUCCUGUUAAUGUAAAUGAAGCAUAAGGAUGCUAUUAUAGCAAACGUAUCUCCCAAACUGAAACCAAACAUGAGGUGAGUGGCUUUAAAUAGACACUAUUGACCUGCAGAGGAUGGCAUUGUUUUCCUACAUGUUUGCCCUAGGAGUAAAUAGUUGCUGGUUUGUGCUUUUUAUAGUACAUAACACUUUGUCCAGCCUAGGGAUUUCUUAAUGUGUGUUUUGGUCAAUUUCCUGUGAUAUUAAGUGUUCUUUGUUUUGCAGUAUUUUUGUGAGUGUGAUUGCAUCUGUCUGUGGGCACGUGUGUGUUCAUGCGUUGGUAGGUUAAUUCAGCAAGAAGGUAGUGUUGCAGUACAGCGUCACUUCCAGCCAAUGUAGCCUUUGCAUUCUCAGCUGUCGUAGGACUUUGCGCAGUGUGCUGGCAUCAGUAAAGGAAUGUGGACAUAACUGCCAUAGGGCUUUCAGUGGACACACACAUACAGUAUAAUGAGAGAGAGGGAGAGAGGGAGGAAGUCAGCUGUGUAUGCUGCUUACUCUGGCAUCCCCUGCAUUGGCCUGGACAAAUAGUAUGUACACUAUAAUACAGUGCCUUCACAAUUUGUUGUUACAUCCUGAAUUUAAAAUGGAUGAAAUUGAGAUUAUUUUUGUCACCGACCUACACACAAUACCUCAUAAUGUCAAAGUGGAAUUAUAUUUUUAGAAAUGUUUACAAACAAUAAUAAAAAAAUGAAAAGCUGAUGUCUUGAGUGAAUAAGUAUUCAACCCCUUUUUAUGGCAAACCUAAAUAAGUUCAGGAGUAAACAAUUGCUUAGCAAGUCACAAGUUUAAUGGACUCACUCUGUGUGCAAUAAUGGUGUUUAAUAUGAUUUUUGAAUGACUACCUCAUCUCUGUACCCCACACGUACAAUUAUCUGUAAGGUCUGUCAGUCGAGCAGUGAAUUCUAAACACAGAUUCAACCACAAAGACCAGGGAAAAUGUCCAAUGCCUGGCAAAGAAGGGCACCUAUUGGUAGAUGGGCUGGUGAAGUUAUUAAUUAAACUUUGGAUUGUGUAUCAAUACACCCAGUUACUACAAAGAUACAAGCGUCCUUCCUAACUCAGUUGCCGGAGAGGAAGAAAACCGCUCAGGGAUUUCACCAUGAGGCCAAUGGUGACUUUAAAACAGUUACAGAGUUUAAUGGCUAUAAUAGGAGAACUGAGGAUGGAUCAACAACAUUGUAGUUACUCCACAAUACUAAACUAAAUGACAGAGUGAAAAGGAAGCUUGUACAGAAUAAAAAUAUUCCGAAACAUGCAUCCUGUUUGAAAUAAGGCACUAAAGUAAAACUGCAAUCUGGUACUGAGAUGAGGUAGUUAUUGAAAAAUCAUGUUAAACACUAUUAUUGCACACAGUGACUCCAUGCAACUUAUGUGAAUUGUACCACUGUAGUUAAUUAGGCAAGCCAUAACAAAGGGGUUGAAUACUUAUUGACUCAAGACAUUUCAGCUCUUCAUUUUUAAUUAAUUUGUUUAAAAAAAUUAAAACAUAAUUCCACUUUGACAUUAUGGGGUGUUGUGUGUGUGUGUAGACCAGUGACACACAAUCUCAAUUUAAUCAAUUUUAAAUUUUGGCUGUAACACAACAACAUUUUGGAAAAGUCAAGGGGUGUGAAUACUUUCAGAAGUAUUCCUGAGUGAAAGCUGUAUAAUUCCAAUGCCCUACUAAGAGCAUUGACAUCUUCCAGACUGGAAGAAUGGGAGGGAGAGAGGGAGUGGAAUAAACAGAGGUUAGGUGGGCACAGAGCCAUGUAUUUAGAGAUUUGGGCCAUUGAGGUUUCUGCAUGAUGAUGCAUUUACAUGACAUCACAACAUUCUUUCUGGCAACCAUGUUAGCGCAAAAUUUUUUUUGGGGCAUCUGAUUAAAUCACCAUGGGAGCAUACCAGAGUUGCGGACGUUUUUUUUCUUUAGUAUUGUUAGCGGGGAAUAUUUAAUGCUAUGUAACUGUCUAGAAUUAGAAUAUUAUUCAAAGUUACAAAAGUUUGCUCAACUCUCUAAAUACAAGCCUCUGGGUGUGCAUAUGAGGGUGUGUUAGUCCCAGUCAGUGUGCUGUGCUGCACUCACUGACCUUGCUGGAGUCAGUGCUGCUGUGUGGAGUGUCCCAGGGCUGGGCUGGGAUGGGCUGGGUAGGGGGGGUUGGGUGGUGAUCAUUUAUACUCCCUCUGGGGCCCCAGUAUGAAUCAGCAGCACUGCAACAUAGAACCCAUCACCAGGUGUGAUGUUCGGAUGUACCGAUCCUGUAGUGGGAGGAAUCAGGAUUAGGACUGUGUCUGAAAUUGUACCCUAUAGUGCACUACAUUUGAUCAAGGCCCUGGUCAAAAGUAGUGGACUAUAAAGGAAAUAGGGUGCCAUUUCGGACUCACCCAGGGACUGCAUGGGAAACAGAGGGAAAGAAGGUCUCCGGGGGAUCCAUUGCUACCAAUGGCGGCUGUAGCCCUGAGAGCUUUUUUCCUGACACCCAGGAACUCAAAUCCAAUUUUAUUGGUCACAAACACAUAUUUAGCAGAAGUUAUUGCGGAUGUAGCGAAAUGCUUGUGUUCCUAGCUCCAACAGUGCAGUAGUAUCUAACAAUUCACAACAAUACACACAUCUAAAAGUAAAAGAAUGGAAUUAAGAAAUAUAUAAAUAUUAGAUCGAGCAAUGUCGGAGUGGCAUUGACUAAAAUACAGUAGAAUACAAUACAGUAUAUACAUAUGAGAUGAGUAAAGCAAUAUGUAAACAUGAUUAAUGUGACUAGUGUUCCAUUAUUAAAAUGGCCAGUGAUUCCAAGUCUAUAUAUAGGGCAGCAGCCUCUAAGGUGCAGGGUUGCGUAACCAGGUGGAAGCCGGCUAGUGAUGGCUAUUUAACCUCUUAAGGAUUGGACCCUUUUUUUAAAUUGUCGCCUAGAAUUACAUACCCAAAUCUAACUGCCUGUAGCUCAGGAUCUGAAGCAAGGUAUGCAUAUUCUUGAUACCAUUUCAAUGGAAACACUUUGAAGUUUGUGGAAAUCUGAAAUUAAUGUAGGAGAAUAUGAAACCAAAAAAUAUGCGUUUUCUAUUAAUUUUUUAGUUCCAUCAUCUUUGAAAUGCAAGAGAGAGGCCACAGUAUGAAAAUGUAUGCACUCACUAACUGUAAGUCGCUCUGGAUAAGAGCGUCUGCUAAAUGACUAAAAUUUAAAUAUAAUAUUGCAGUUUAGGCGCAAUUUAGAUUUUGGCCACUAGAUGGGAGCAGUGUGUGUGCAAAGUUUCAGAUUGAUCCAGUGAAGCGUUGCAAUACUGGACUAUUUUGUAUCAAGUCUGCCCAAAUGUGCCGAAUUGAUAAAUUUUCAAGUACAUAACUAUAGAGGACAUACAUUUUGUAUUAGCAUAUCAUUUUUUUAAGUUUACACACUCCCAGGAAUGUCAUACAUGAUGGAUCAUUAGGUUAUACACUAACUUGCACACAUUUAGAUGGCCGGGCGGGGUGGGUGUGGAGCCAGAGACAGCAGGGGUUCAAACUGUAGAACACAGUUCCUACAUUUGAAUAUAAAAAUGAAUUUUAUCAAACAAAACUAUGCUACAUUUUAUCUCUGGGACCCUUAGGAUGACAAAUCAGAGCAAGAUUACUGAAUGUAUUUUUUCACUGUAAUAGCUACUGUAAAUUGGACAGUGCAGUUAGAUUAACAAGAAUUGAAUCUUUCUGCCCAUAUAAGACAUGUCUAUGUCCUGGAAGUUUGCUGUUACUUACAACAGUCAUGCUAAUCACGUUAGCUCAACCGUCCCGUAUACGGGACACCGAUCCCAUAGAGGUUAACAGUCUGAUGGUUAACAGUCUCUCGGUCCCAGCUUUGAUGCACCUAUACUGACCUCGCCUUCUGGAUGAUAGCGGGAUGAACCGGCCAUGACUCGGGUGGUUGAUGUCCUUGAUGAUCUUUUUGGCCUUCCUGUGACAUCGGGUGCUGUAAAUGUCCUGGAGGGCAGGUAGUUUGCCCCUGGUGAUGCGUUGGGCAGACCGCACCACCCUCUGGAGAGCCCUGCGGUUGCGGGCGGUGCAGUUGCUGUACCAGGCGGUGAUACAGCCCGACAGGAUGCUCUCAAGCCAAAUUUCUUCAGCCUCCUGAGGUUGAAGAGGCGCUGUUGCGCCUUCUUCGCCACACUGUGCACCGUGCUUCUACACCUGCAUUACUAGCUGUUUGGGGUUUUAGGCUGGGUUUCUGUACAGCACUUCGAGAUAUUAGCUGAUGUAAGAAGGGCUAUAUAAAAUAAAAUUGAUUGAUUGAUUGACUGUCUGUGUGGGUGGACCAUUUUGGAUCGUCAGUGAUGUGUACGCCGAGGAACUUUAAGCUUUCCACCUUCUCCACUGCGGUCCUGUCGAUGUUGAUAGGGGCGUGCUCCCUCUGCUGUUUCCUGAAGUCCACGAUCAGCUCCUUUGUUUUGUUGACGUUGAGUGAGAGGUUAUUUUCCUGGCACCACUCUCCCAGGGCCCUCACCUCCUCCCUGUAGGCUGUCUCGUCAUUGUUGGUAAUCAGGCCUACUACUGUUGUGUCGUCUGCAAACUUGAUGAUUGAGUUGGAGGCAUACGUGGCCACGCAGUCAUGGGAGUACAGGAGGGGGCUGAGCACGCACACUGUUGAGGAUCAGCGUAGUGGAUGUGUUGUUUCCUACCUUCACCACAUGGGGGGCAGCCCGUCAGGAAGUCCAGGACCCAGUUGCACAGGGCGGGGUUCAGAUCCAUGGCCCCGAGCUUAAUGAUGAGCUUGGAGGGUACUGUGGUGUUGAAUGCUGAACUAUAGUCAAUGAAUAGCAUUCUUACAUAGGUAUUCCUCUUGUCCAGAUGGGAUAGGGCAGUGCGAUGGCGAUUGCAUCAUCUGUGGCUCUAUUGAGGCGCUAUGCAAAUUAAAGUGGGUCUAGGGUGUAAGGUAGAGGUGAUAUGAUCCUUAACUAGCCUCUCAAAGCACUUCAUGAUGACAGAAGUGAGUGUUACGGGGUGAUAAUCAUUUAGUUCAGUUAGCUUUGCUUUCUUGGGUACAGGAACAAUGGUGGACAUCUUGAAGCAAGUGGGGACAGCAGACUGGGAUAGGGAGAGAUUGAAUAUGUCCGUAAACACUCCAGCCAGCUGGUCUGCGCAUGCUCUGAGGACACGGCUAGGGAUGCCGUCUGGGCCGGAAGGCAUUAGAGAGUUUUACUCACGUCGUCCACGGAGAAGGAGAGCCCACAGUCCUUGGUAGCGGGCAGCGUCGGUGGCACUGUGUUACCCUCAAAGCGGGCGAAGAAGGUGUUUACCUUGUCCGGGAGCAAGAUGUCAGUGUCCCCGACGUGGCUGGUUUUCCCUUUGUAGUCCGUGAUUGCCUGUAGACCCUACCACAAACGUCUCGUGUCUGAGCUGUUGAAUUGUGACUCCACUUUGUCUCUGUACUGACGUUUUGCCUGUUUGAUUGCCUUACGGAGGGAAUAACUACACUGUUCGUAUUCGGCCAUAUUCCCAGUCACCAUGCCAUGGUUAAAUCCGGUGGUUCGCGCUUUCAGUUUUGCGCGAAUGCUGCCAUCUAUCCACGUUUUCUGGUUUGGGUAGGUUUUAAUAGUCACAGUGGGAACAGCGUCUCCUAUACACUUCCUGAUGAACUCAGUCACCGUAUCCGUGUAUUCGUUGAUCUUAUUCUCAGAGGCUACCAAGAACAUAUCCCAGUCCGUGUGAUCAACACAAUCUUGAAGCAUGGAUUCCGAUUGGUCAGACCAGCGUUGAAUAGACCUUAGCACUUGUACUUCCUGUUUUGAGUUUCUGCCUAUAGGAAUGGAGGAGCAAAAUGGAGUUGUGAUCAGAUUUUCCGACGGGAGGGCGGAGGAGGGCCUUGUAGGCAUUUCUAAAAGUUGAGUAGCAGUGGUCCAAUGUUUUUCCAGAGUUAGUACUACAGUCAAUGUGUUGGUAGAACUUCGGUAGCGUUUCCCUCAAAUUUUCUUUGUUAAAAUCCCCAGCUACAAUAAAUGCGUCCUCAGGAUAUGUGGUUUCUAGUUUGCACAAAGUCCAGUGUAGUUCCUUGAGGGCCGUUGUGCUAUCGGCUUGAAGGGGAAUAUACACGGCUAUGACUAUAACCAAAGAUAAUUCUCUUGGGAGGUAAUAUGGUCUGCAUUUGAUUGAGGUAUUCUAGGUCGGGUGAACAAAAGGACUUGAGUUUCUGUAUGUUAUCACAAUCACACCAUGAGUAGUUAAUCAUGAAACAUACACCCCCACCUUUCUUCUUCCCGUAGAGUUAUUUAUUCCUGUCUGCAUGAUGUACUGAGAACCCAGCUGGCUGUAUGGAUGGGGACAGUAUAUCCCGAGAGAGCCAUGUUUCCGUGUAACAGAGUAUGUUAAAAUCCCUGAUAUCUCUCUGGAAGGAGAUCCUCGCCCUGAGCUCGUCUACUUUAUAAUCCAGAGACUGAACAUUGGCGAGUAAUAUACUCGGAAGCGUGUAAUGUAGUGGGACUGUGGUGGGAACGGCUAUUGUCGCCAACAGAAGCUAGCCAGCCCGUCGCUAGCUUAGCAUCAUUCAGUGAUCUCAUCACUAAUGUAAUCUACUGAUGUCAUCAGUACCGUCACCCCUGCAUUGAUGAGGAGUUCACACACAGCAGAACUGCUAUCCCCAAAUGUAACCAUACUUGCUGUACUCCCUCCUUCACUGCAAAUGGCUUUAGCUUUUUUAUCGUGCCCUCAGCCUCUUGUCAUUCCAAGAAUUUGAUCUUUGAAUUAAAAUGUAUCUUUCUGUCAACAUGUUUUUAACAUCAAAAUGGUCAUAUAUUAUGUUUUAUAUAGAAGAAGAAAAAUUCUGGAGCGGGUCUUUAGCGUUUGCUCUCCAUUUUCUUCCUGUUUGUGUCCCCCCUCCACCCUCCCUUAGGCCCCUCACUGUGAGCACGCCUUCUGCAAUGCCUGCAUCACCCAGUGGUUCUCUCAGCAGCAGAUAUGCCCCGUGGACCGCAGCGUGGUGACACUGGCCCACCUGCGCCCCGUGCCCCGCAUCAUGCGCAACAUGCUCUCCAAGCUGCAAAUCACCUGCGACAACGCCGGCUUUGGCUGCGCUGCUGUGCUACGUCUGGACCAGCUGCAGUCGCACCUCAGGGACUGCCAGCACAACCCCAAGAGGCCCGUCCAGUGCGAGCAGGGCUGUGGGUGAGUGGGGUUGGCUCCAACAAAGGCGUUCCCCAAGCUCUAUUUUGGGGCAUGUUUUGUUAAUCAUUUAUUUAAAUGAUAUAGGCAAGCAAAGCUGUUAAAAACUGAACGUCAUCUAUAUGAGGGAGUAUGAGCACAACCCAAGAGGGGGGUGAGAAUUGGGUUGGGAAACUCUGCUGUAGGCUGUAGGUGAGUGAUGCUACUGGCUCUGGGUUAGUGGGUCAACAGGGCUGUGUGUGCAGGGUAUUGGCUAAAGGUUGUAGUUUACUGGGGCUGUGGGGGAGUUGGCUGAGCUAAAAGGCUGCUGAUGAGCUGUUAUGUCCUCCCUCUUCCCCCCUCAGUCUGGAGAUGCCUAAAGACGAGGUGUCCAGCCAUAACUGCAUCAAACACCUGCGCAGCGUGGUGCAGCAACAGCAGGGCAAGAUCGCAGACCUGGAGAAGGCCUCUGCUGAACACAAGCACCAGCUAGCGGAGCAGGUUUGUGUGUGUCUGUAUUUGUGCGUGUCCGUGCGUGCUUAUGUAUGAGUAAGUGUGCUUUCACUGGUGUGUGUGUGUGUGUGUCAGUGCCUGUACAUCUUAGUCGAUCUGUGUGAUGUUUUCGUCAGCGUGGUCUGCUAGCCCAUUGUGGUGUCUCCUUUCUGCCUCCAGAAACGGGACAUCCAGCUAUUGAAGGCGUACAUGAGGGCCAUCCGCGGUGCCAACCCCAACCUGCAGAACCUGGAGGACACCAUUGAGUACAAUGAGAUCCUGGAGUGAGUGGAUUAUUAAGCACUGUGGUGCAAUACAGAAUUGCACAGAACACUUCACAAUCAGACAGUUUAACUUACUACGCUGUAGAGGGCGACAGAUCAUUGCGGCGCGGUCAACAUUUUUCAUGCUGCGGGCGGUCAGACAGACAACUUUGGGAUUCAAAUAUUUUUGGGUCCCGCAGAUUAAGGCUACUUUUGAAACGGUUGUCUUUCUGUUUUGUAUGCGUUAGCCAAUCUAUUGUAUUAAAAUCACCUCUGUCGCACUAUUCACACACACAAACACACACACACACAAUUCCCUGCUUCAAAUUCAGUAGCCUAUAGGCUACCUCUCCUAGUUGGGCAUUCAAGAUCAAGUGCGCUUAUAAGCCUAUACAGUACCUUCAGAAAGUAUUCACACCCCUUGACUUUUUCCAAAUUGUGUUGUUACAGCCUGAAUUUAAAAUGGUUUAAAUUGAGAAUUUGUGUCACUGGCCUACACACAAUACCCCAUAAAGUCAAAGUGGAAUUAUGUUUUUAGAAAAUUUUACAAAUGAAUUAAAAAUGAAUAGCUGAAAUGUCUUGAGUCAAUAAGUAUUCAACCCCUUUGUUAUGGCAAGCCUAAAUAAGUUCAGGAGUAAAAAUUUGCUUAAGUCACAUAUGUUGCAUGGACUCACUCUGAAUGGAAUAAUAGUGUUUAACAUGAUUUUGGAAUGACUCUGUACCCCAAACAUACAAUUAUCAGUUGAGCAGUGAAUUUCAAACACCGAUUCAGCCACAAAGACCAGGGAGGUUUUCCAAUGCCUCCAAAGAAGGGCACCUAUUGGUAGAUUUUAUAUAUAUAUAUAUAUAUAUAUAUAUAUAUAUAUAUAUAUAUAUAUAUAUAUAUAUAUAUAUAUAUAUAUGCAGACAUUGAAUAUCCCUUUGAGCAUGUUUGGAUGGUAUAUCAAUACACCCAGUCACUACAAAGAUACAAGUGUCCUUCCUAACUCAGUUGCUGGAAAGGAAGGAAACCGCUCAGGGAUCUCACCAUGAGGACAAUGGUGACUUAAACUCUGUAACUGUUUUAAAUGGCUGUGAUAGAAAACUGAGGAUGGAUCAAUAAAAUUGUAGUUACUCCACAAUACUAACCUAAUUGACAGAGUGAAAAGAAGGAAGCCUGUACAGAAUAAAAAUAUUCCAAAACAUGCAUCCUGUUUACAAAAUGUGGAAUAAGUCAAGGGUCAUGAAUACUUUCUGAAGGCACUGUAUGUGUGGUCUCAAUUAAAUGAAUGGGUGGAGAUGCACAGCGCAGUUACAGGGAUUUCUUUGCCAUUUUAUUUUUGUGUGUGAGAAAAUUACAAAAACAAUGAAUUUAUCAGUACUGAUUUUGUUUGAGCAAAAGAGCACAACAUUAGCCGUGGCAAAAUGCAUAGAAUUGUAGGAAAUUAGCUUUAAAACUGCAACAUUUUCUCUCAGCUCCAUGGCAAAAUGUGUAGAAUUGCAGGAAAUUGGCUUAAAAAAUUAAACAAGGUCGACACCGCCAAGGUGGGGGGCCUCUAAAAUGUUAUCUAAUAUUCAGCCGGCACUACCACACCCACCACCUAAGCCCCUUUUUGAUGCAGAAAAAACCUUUCCAAAGAAAUUAACAUAAAUAUGAUUAGGCUACGGUGUCUAGAAAUAAAUAUUGAUAAUGGAAUGAAGUGGAGGGUGCUCAACCAACGUGAGUCAAGGUGCAACCAAAAAAUGCUAUAAUUUAAAAGGAAAAGGCGCGACGUUGCACCUUUCCCUUUUUAUUCUGUUUGUUUUUUACCGCCUUUUUCGCCCCAAUUUCAUGAUAUCCAAUUGCGAUCAAAUUACGAUCUUGUCUCAUCGCUGCAACUCCCCAACGGGCUCGGGAGAGACGAAGGUUGAGUCAUGCGUCCUCCGAAACAUGACCCGCCAAACCGCGCUCCUUAACACCCGCCGCUUAACCCGGAAGCCAGCCGCACCAAUGUGUCGGAGGAAACACCGUUCAACUGACGACCGAAAUCAGCCUGCAGGCGCCCGGCCCGCCACAAGGAGUCGCUAGAGCACGAUGAACCAAGUAAAACCCCCCCGGCCAAACCCUCCCCUAACCCGGACGAUGCUGGGCCAAUUGUGCGCCACCCUAUGGGACUCCCGGUCACGGCCGGUUGUGACACAGCCUGGGAUCGAACCCGGGUCUGUAGUGACUCCUCCCACUCGGGAGGCGCACCUUACGCUUUUUAUUAGCCUAAAUAUUAAUAUCCAUUUAUUGGUCUAUGCCGCAAAUAGUCCCGCUCCUGAAGGUGGGCUAUAGGCUAUGCAAAAUGUAAGAGAAAGUGCAAGUGUCCACUCAUCAUUCUUGCUGCUUCAAGUUCAGUAGCUUACCUCUCCUCUCCUAGUUAGGUGUGCGAGAUCAGGUGCGUGUGUGGUCUAUUAAAUAGAGCAGGCUAUAUGCAUGGGCAGAGCAGCACGUGGCACUUAUCUUUCCAAGGAAAUGUACUUCCUAAAUAUGAUUAAGCCAUAGUUUAGGCCUACUACAUUGACUGUAAAUAAAUAUUGAUCACCCAUAUUUGUCUCUGCCUGCAAAUCGUCCCGCUCCUAUUAAGGUAGGCUAUAUUAUACAAUAAACGUAGUUUAAGAGAAAGUGCAAGUGUCCGUUCUCGUUCCAACUCUUUCAAACUACGUCUAGCCUAGUGGCUGAUAUAGCCCAGUACCUAAUACUGAUAGCCUAAUAUAAUGGACCACUUGAGAAUCUUUGGUAAUUUAACCUAUUUCUUGGAUUAUUUUUGCACAUUUUGAGAUUGCCUAUAGGGCACAACAUUGCUGGGACCAUGGCUGCUCAGCGAGCUGCGUCACAUAUGCCUAAAAUAACAUUUGCGUGACUGCGGGCGGGUUCGGGACCAGUUCUUGUGGGUGGGAGUUGGACAAAAAGCCAGUGGGAGCAGGCAGAAUGCGGUAUGAAAAGCUGCAGGAGGUGGAUGAAGAAAUCAGUCCCGCGCAGACCUCUACUAUGCUGCAACACUUUCCACUUUUGAGGCAUAUUCAUGAAUUAUGAUGAUUAUAAUAACCAUCAUAAUAUCCCAACUCUCCUCUCAUCCUCCCCUCUACCUCUCCUCCUAGGUGGGUGAACUCCCUCCAGCCGGCGCGCGUCACCCGCUGGGGCGGCAUGAUCUCAACGCCGGACGCCGUCCUCCAGGCGGUCAUCAAGCGCUCGCUCAUCGACAGCGGCUGCCCGCCUUCCAUCAUCAACGACCUUAUCGAGAACGCCCACGAGAGGAACUGGCCCGCCGGCCUGGCCACACUGGAAACGCGGCAGAUGAACCGGCGCUACUAUGAGAAUUACGUGGCCAAGCGUAUCCCGGGGAAACAGGCGGUGGUGGUGAUGGCCUGUGAGAACCAGCAUAUGGGGGAGGACAUGAUCCUGGAGCCAGGCCUGGUCAUGAUCUUUGCCCAUGGGGUGGAGGAGAUACUAUGACCCGGCUGGGGGUGGCGGAGAGCAGAGAAGGAGAGACUUCUGACUAACCUGAACUGAACAAAUGAGAGGAGGGAGCAGCUGAUGCUAUGACACUUAUGGCUGCGUACAAAAUGGCACCCUAUUCCCUAUAGGCCCUGGUCAAAAGUA